AAAAGGCUGACAGGGUGUUUGUCUCCAGGACUUAGGCCAAACAAUACGAAUACUGCACAGGCUGCACACUGAAAUAUCUUUUGGAACCAGGAAGAAUGUUUUGAACUUUUACUGCUUUCUUUUAACUUGGUUUUGGACUUUUAUAGCUGUAAAAACGUGGGUUGAUUGGACCGCAUUUUGGUUUACUGGAGAGUUCACCGCGUUAACACAGUUUACCCUAGGUGUCUAGUGUUUCGCUGGUUGCAAUCUAAACGCCGACAUCGCAGCUGGAAGAAUGUUGGCUCCCGCGAGAAAAGCACUGGAUAGUGUGCACACCUCAGUUCACAAUGUGAUGCCUGUCGGAAUACGGACAUACUUUUACCACGAAAACUCCGUUGUGCAGCAAGCAAAGCCUUUCUUCGCCGUUGUCGGAGGAGCCACGGUGCUGUACUUGUCAGUGAAAUGGGCAGUUUGCAUUGGGAAAGCGGUGACUUCCUACUGCUUAGCAGGACCACUGAAGUUGGGUGCGGAUUUGAAGAAAGUCGGUGACUGGGCAGUUGUUACCGGCGGAAGUGAUGGCAUCGGAAAAGAGUUCGCUUUUCAGCUGGCACAGAAAGGCCUUAAUAUCGUUUUAAUUGCUCGGAGUAUUGAUAAACUGGAGGGUGUUGCACGGGAAAUAACGGCCAAAUACAAUGUUCAGACCAAGAUAAUCGCGAUCGAUUUAUCCAAAAUGGGUCCGCAUAACGUCCCUCAAAUGCAGGAAGAACUGAAGGAUCUAAACAUAGCAAUCUUAGUUAAUUCUGCCGGAGCUUUGGGUUCAAUAGGCAAAUUCCUUACAACUGGAUCUGAUGAGGAAGUUGCAAACAUUAUCAACCUGAACGCCCGCGCCACUGUUAUGAUGUCACGUGCCGUGAUGCCUUUAUUAAUAAGCAAGAAGCAACCUAAUCAGAAAAAGUAUGUCAUUAUGGUUGGUGCAAUAUUGGGUGGAGCAAGACCGGCUCCAGGAGCAGCGGUUUAUGGAGCAACCAAAGCAUUUAUGGAUUCAUUCGCUCAGGCUGUUCACCAUGAAUACAAGGGUCAAAACAUCUGUGUGCAGAGUUUUAUUCCGGGAGCGACAAAAACCAAGAUGCUGCCAUUAUCAAUGCACAAGAGUAACAUGGUGCCUACGCCUAACGAAGUCGUAACUGCAUCUUUGGCACAGUUGGGAGUGCGUUCUCGCACAUUUGGACAUUGGAAGCAUGGCAUUAUGCUUUUGACAAUCAUGGCUUCCCGAUUUCACUUCGGUUAUUCCGGAAACUUGCCCCUAGUGCCUCAAAUUGAUCGAGUUUUAGCUCCGGUAGUACAAUUUAAGAGCUAUUUGGCCGCGGCGGGAGCACUGUAUUUGGGCUAUAAGUCAGCACAGGCGCUUUACUGCCUGGGACGCGGGGUUUUCUCGUACGCUCUCGCUAAUCCUCUGCAUUUGGGGCCUGAUUUACGCAAAGUCGGUGAAUGGGCAGUUGUGACGGGAUCUAGCGAUGGGAUGGGCAAGGAAUGGGCGUUCCAGUUGGCCGCAAAAGGAUUGAAUGUGAUCCUGGUUGCACGAAAUCAAGAAAAAACGGAAAAAGUUGCACAAGAAAUCCGUUCAAUCCACAAAGUGCUCGCUCGAACAAUUAUCAUUGAUCUGGCUCAGAUCUCGGUGGACGAUGUGAAGAAUCUGCAGGAUCAGUUGCGCACUCUGAGAAUUGCCGUUCUUGUCAACAAUGCUGGCCUGUAUUUUCCGGAAGAAAAGUUUUUGGCAAAUCCGGUUACGGAUGAGAAAGCCGUGGAAAUGAUCACCGUUAAUAUUACGGCUCUUGUGCUGAUUACUCGUGCUGUGUUGCCUUUGCUGAUUGCACAAGGCUCUGGCUAUAUUGUCAACAUUUCAUCGCUGCUGGGCGAAAAACCUGUCAAGGGUAGUGCACUGUAUGCAGCCGGCAAAACGUUUGUUGACUAUUUCUCGCAAUCCCUGGAUUGGGAAUAUCGCGACAAAGGAGUCCAUGUGCAGUCUGCGAUGGUUGGGAUGGUGCGCACUGCUUUGCUGCCAUUAGAUCACCACAAAAGCCCAUUUACUGCCGAUGCAGCUGCUGCCAUUCGUAAUGCGAUUGGGUUAAUCGGUGUCCGGCAGCGGCAUCACACUCAUUGGAAGCACGCGUUAAUGUCUCAUUUGGUCAGUUGUCUUCCGGUUAUUGAUCUACUCAAAAAAUGAAUCUGAAUUCGGCUUUCCGUGGAAAUGACUGUUAAUGUUUGCUGCACCCACAGUCGCUUCCACAUUUUAUGAUUUACUCCCUGGCUUGUGCAUAUUCCUUUACUUUUUAUGUGGCUUGCGACUAUCUGUCAUUCUCAAUCAGACUGUCAGCAAUAAGUACUGUACGCUGUUAAGUGUUAACCGUAAUUACUUAGGUACCUUUGAAUCGUUACGGAUAAAACGCCGAUGUUGAGCUUUACACUUCGUACUGAAAUUCUUGCUGUGUUCGUCCUUGCAGUGUGGUUUGGUGUGUUCCAGUUUGAACUGUGUUCUAUUAAAAGGUUGCUUGGA
Messenger RNA from Paramacrobiotus metropolitanus, 2533 nucleotides. RefSeq lists its product as uncharacterized. Gene Ontology annotation, cellular component: endoplasmic reticulum. Gene Ontology annotation, molecular function: oxidoreductase activity. Bases 275 to 2203 code for a protein of 642 amino acids. The transcript is spliced from 18 exons. NCBI's taxonomy places the organism in Eukaryota, Metazoa, Tardigrada, Eutardigrada, Parachela, Macrobiotidae. The record is from RefSeq and is a predicted model, not a curated record.